UCGGUAACAUCUUUUUCCAGCGGCGAUACCACCCCGAGUACCUCAGUUGCGCCUGUUUCAUCCACUCCUGUUACUCGCUCAAGAAUUGUUGCAUCUGCUCCAAAUGGUCUUCCUCCUCCCUCCAAAAGCACUCAAAAGCAGCAGCAGCAGCAGCAGCAGCAGCAGCAGCAGACCACAUUGCUCUCGUCGAACAGACCACAUUCUUCAACACAAUUCGCCAACGCCGCAUUGCCACCCAUACCACCACAAAAGUCGUCUCACGUAGACAAGCACAUGUUCACAAUCAACAGCAUCGGCAUUGACCUCGGAGGAUACAAGCGUCAUAAGUCCUUUACGGCAGCUACGUUCCCAGGCCGGAUCGGUGGCUCAUAG
Molecule: messenger RNA, 372 nt
Organism: Anisakis simplex (herring worm)
Lineage: Eukaryota; Metazoa; Nematoda; Chromadorea; Rhabditida; Anisakidae
Source: the annotation of a GenBank genome assembly